CUGUCCCUAGAAACAGAAUGUCUCGGUUGCAGGGAAACUAUUUACUGCUGGCUCUACUGGCCUGGUUCGCACUGCUACCAAUGGUAAUGGGCUGGCCAGCCUAUGGAUAUCGUCCAGAUCGUAACGGUCGCAGCUACACGGAUAUAGCUCGCGUUAUUAAUCCCAAUCAAUAUGCUUUUGUGGGCAGUCGCAACUAUCCGGGACAGCCGUUUUGGCCAGCAGGAUAGCAGGAAGCAUUUUAAUCCAAAUUUAUUAUAUUUUAAUUUAAAUACCAUAAAAAUAAUUUUAAAAAUUUUGUUAGCUAUUUAACUCAUCUAAUUUAUGCUUGACGCACAAAAGUAUGCAACAAUUUUC
Molecule: messenger RNA, 354 nt
Organism: Drosophila hydei
Lineage: Eukaryota; Metazoa; Arthropoda; Insecta; Diptera; Drosophilidae
Exons: 1
Coding region: 18-227 (69 amino acids)
Source: RefSeq, a predicted model, not a curated record